Molecule: messenger RNA, 7079 nt
Organism: Nannospalax galili (Upper Galilee mountains blind mole rat)
Lineage: Eukaryota; Metazoa; Chordata; Mammalia; Rodentia; Spalacidae
Gene: Slc45a4
Product: solute carrier family 45 member 4
Exons: 8
Coding region: 451-2805 (784 amino acids)
Biological process (GO): transmembrane transport
Cellular component (GO): membrane
Molecular function (GO): sucrose:proton symporter activity
Source: RefSeq, a predicted model, not a curated record
AGGGCUUUUCCAGGGCAGGGAUGUCCGAAUCCAGGAGCACAUCUUGCUGACCCUCCAGCCGCUCGAUGGGGAUUCACAGAAGACCGCCUGUGUGUGUCAGCUCCCCACCUCUCUGUAGCAAGAGAAGUGACCGCGGUGCUUCCACAGUCACGAUGAUGAAACUGGUACUAACUGAGUGGCCCUUAUGGAUUUUUAACUCUAACUCACAGUGAGCCAGCAAGCCAUAUGUUUACAGUCCAACCAAAAAUCUUCUGUGUUGCUGCACGUCUCGUGCGAGAAGUUGAGACGCCUGUUUGUACAAAGAGGAAUACAAUUGUUAUUUGCCGAGGAAUGCACCUGCAACAGAAAGAGAAGACAUCUUAAUUUAUCACUGAAGAGAUAUGAUGGUAUUAUUUAUAUAGAUAGAAUAAAUAUAUAUUAUAUAUAUACAUAUAUAUUUUUUUGGUGGUAAUGAAAAUGGCUCCGCAGAAUGCCGACUCAGAAUCUAUGCAAGUCCAAGAGCUACCCGUGUCCCUGCCGGACCCCCAGAAACCCAGAGACCCAGAGGCUGAGACCCAUGAGGAAACCAUCAGCGAGGGAUCCAUAGACAGAAUCCCCACUCGCUUAUGGGUCAUGCACGGGGCAGUGAUGUUCGGCAGGGAGUUCUGUUAUGCCAUGGAAACGGCGUUGGUCACGCCGGUACUGUUACAGUUAGGCCUCCCGGAGCAGUACUACAGCCUCACCUGGUUCCUGAGCCCCGUCCUCGGCCUCAUCUUCACGCCGCUCAUCGGCUCUGCGAGUGACCGCUGCACCCUGAGCUGGGGCCGCCGGCGGCCCUUCAUCCUGGCACUGUGUGUGGGCGUCCUGGUCGGUGCCGCACUUUUCCUCAACGGCUCUGCCAUAGGUCUGGCCCUCGGUGAUGUCCCUAACCGGCAGUCCAUUGGCAUCAUCCUCACGGUGCUGGGUGUGGUGAUCCUGGAUUUCAGUGCCGAUGCAACCGAGGGGCCCAUCCGUGCCUACCUGCUAGACGUGGUGGACAGCGAUGAACAAGACAUGGCCCUCAACAUCCAUGCUUUCUCUGCAGGCCUUGGCGGGGCCAUUGGCUACGUGCUGGGUGGGCUGGACUGGACGCAUACCUUCCUGGGUGACUGGUUCCAGACACAGAACCAGGUGCUGUUCUUCUUCGCUGCCAUCAUCUUCUCGGUGUCUGUGGUCCUGCACCUCUUCAGCAUCGAGGAGGAGCAGUACAACCCGCAGCAGGACCGCAGCCCCGAGGAGUGUGCCCUGUCCAGCACCGGUGCCCAACUUGGUGCCCCAGCCCCCGCCCCCCGUCCCAGCUCCCUUGGUGGAGGUGUGCAAGACGGCAGCCCCCCGUUCCCAGACGAGGUGCAGUCGGAGCAUGAGCUGGCCCUGGACUACCUCGAUGUGGACAUCGUGCGCAGCAAGAGCGACUCGGUGCUGCACAUGCCUGAUGCCACUCUGGACAUGGAGCCCGAGCUGCUCUUCCUGCACGACAUCGAACCCUCCAUCUUCCACGACGCCUCCUACCCCAGCACUCCCCGGAGCACGAGCCAGGAGUUCCUGAGGACCAAGCUGCCCCGCCUGUCCACUUUCCUCAGGGAGUCUGCCAAGGAGGACGACACCUUGCUUGAUAAUCACUUGAAUGAAGCUAAAGUCCCAAACGGGAGUGGCUCCCCGCCGAGGGACUCCCUCAGCACCCGCUCCAAGGUGGACCUGAAGUCCUCAGCCACAUCGGGGUCCAUGAGACGGCGCAGGCACACGUUCUACCGGCAGUCCUCUAGCACCUUCUCCUACUAUGGCAAGGUUGGGUCCCACUGCUACCGCUACCGCCGGGCCAACGCAGUGGUCCUGAUCAAGCCGUCGCGCAGCAUGAGCGACCUGUAUGACCUGCAGCAGCGCCAGCGCCAGCGCUCCCGGCACCGGAACCAGAGUGGGGCCACUACCUCCAGCGGGGACACAGAGAGUGAGGAGGGUGAGACAGAGACCACCGUGCACCUGCUGUGGCUGUCCAUGCUGAAGAUGCCCAAGGAGCUGGUGCGGCUCUGCCUCUGCCACCUGCUCACUUGGUUCUCAGUCAUCGCUGAGGCCGUCUUCUAUACCGACUUCAUGGGCCAGGUUAUCUUCAAAGGGAAUCCCAAGGCCCCUUCCAACUCCACUGCCUGGCACGCCUACAACGCUGGUGUGAAGAUGGGCUGCUGGGGCCUGGUCAUUUACGCUGCUACUGGUGCUAUCUGCUCAGCCCUGCUACAGAAGUACCUGGACAACUACGACCUGAGCAUCAGAGUCAUCUAUGUGCUGGGGACGCUGGGCUUCUCCGUGGGCACCGCUGUAAUGGCCAUGUUUCACAACGUCUAUGUGGCCAUGGUGACCAUCAGCACCAUGGGCAUUGUGUCCAUGAGCAUCUCCUACUGCCCCUACGCCCUGCUGGGGCACUACCACGACAUCAAGGAGUAUGUCCACCACAGUCCAGGGAACUCCAAGCGUGGGUUUGGCAUUGACUGCGCCAUCCUGUCCUGCCAGGUCUACAUCUCCCAGAUCCUGGUGGCAUCUGCCCUUGGGGGUGUGGUCGAUGUGGGGACUGUCAGUGUCAUCCCCAUGGUGGCCUCCGUGGGCUCCUUCCUGGGCUUCCUGACAGCCACAUUCCUGGUGAUCUACCCUGACGAGUCCGAGGAGGCCAAGGAGGAGCAGAAAAGCCUGUCUGCGCGGCCUGCCGCUGAAGGCAGCACAGCCGGCGAGAAGCCCACCAUGCUGAAACUGUCUCGGAAGGAGGGCCUUCGAGCAGUGGAGACGGAGUCCAUGGUCUGAGCCCCAGCCGACACAUUCCACUCGGGAGGGUGGGGUGGAACAGGGUGGCUGUUCUUGCUGACGCUGCGUGAGCCAGAGUUCUUUCGCAGAGCGCAGUCUGCAUCCAGUAGGUGUCAGGUAUAGGGUAGAUUUGAGCUACUAGGCAAAAGUAUCACACUAAUUACCUUUCCCACAAUUAAAAAAAAUCAUUUGAAAUCUUUUUUUAAUUGAAAAAAAUUGUAAUUUCAGCUGUCCUUUAUUCUGCAGGUUUAUUCUGCAUGUGUUAAACUGUGAAACAUUUACAGUCAAUAAGCAACUUAGGAAAAGUAAUAUUCUGCAUUUCUAAAAUUGUAAUUGAAAGUGCAGAAACUGAUGCUUUUGGCAUAUCUCUCUGAAGGCGUCAGUAGCAGUGCAGUGACCAAACUCCCCGCCAGGUGUCCCUGAGGCCCACAGAUGCGGGGUGGCCUGCCGCCCGCGGAGCCUCUCGCUGACACUGCAGUGCCUGGAGGGUGUUUUCCUCUAUUAUUUUAGAAAAGUGUUUUCUUUUUCACAGCUGGUUUUCAUAGAACAGCAACUCUUCUUUUCUCCAAGAGUUUGACAAAAUGUGCCCGCAGCCCUGUGCACAGACGUCAGUGCCCGAGGCCACACGACCAAAGCUGGUGGGGGGAGGGAGGUCCCAGAGAUGAACAUUCCUAGGGCAGCCUCCAGACAGCCUGCCCAGGGACAGGGCACCAGCCAGGGGCUGAGUGUGAACUCUGCAUGCUUCCUGCUCAUGAGUGUGUCUAGGCCCCACCCAGACCUCCCCAGAAGGGACCGGAGGGUAGCCGCUGGCUCCACCUGACUGCAGUUGUCUCCAUAGUGGGCGGGGAACCCGGGCGCAGGCUACCUCAAGUGCAUGGGGAACCGUGGCCUCAGAGCAGGGCAAAUGAGGGUGCCAAGGCCUACCUCCCUGUCACAUUGGUGAUGUCCUCGCUGGAACCCAACUACAAUUGCAUGACCUCCUCACUUGCCCCUGCCUCCGGUCACUGGAAUGGAAAUAAGGCAGAGAAACGAGUCUGGGCAGGGGGGCUGGUGACCCCGGAGCCUGGCAGUUUCUGGUUUCAGCAGAUGCAGAACUCGGUCGCCAGGGGGGCACGCUCAGCAAAUGCUGUACCUGUAUGGAAAUGCUUUUCAGCCAAUCUCUGUUACAGACUAUACAGCCUCCGCUCCCCGUGUGAAACGGGUAGUCUGUGCUCAGGAGCAAGGCCCUCUCUAGGCUGCCCAGAUGAAGUCAGGCCUGUCAUACCCCAGCUGCCUCAAGUCGGUGUUUUUUAAAUACAGUACUUCAAAGUGCAUGAGAAUCAUGCUGCAAUAUGAUCAUUCUAAAGCAAAUAUAUAGGCAUAUAUAUUUCAAGAUGGAAGUAAGCGGUUUUUAAAUUACUUGAAUUUUCUGUGUAUUCAAAGGAAUGCUAUGUUCAGCAUCCUCAGCAGGCCUCUGUCUUGCCACGUCUUCUGGGCUGUUGGCGCUUUGUAGUUUGUUUUGUGUCUGAGGAGCAGAAGCAUGUGCUCAGGGUGCGAGGGAAGGCGUGGGUCCUCCAAGUCCAGGCUGCAGAAGACUGACUCCACUUCCUGGCAUUUGCUGCAUUGACAGUUGACAACAGCCUUGCAAAUCUGUUCAGACAGAAGUCCGACUACUGAGAGCACAGUCCACAUGCUGAGCCCUUCUGCCAGCCGAGCCCCAUCAGCUGGACACUCUGUCCCUUGUCUCAGGGAAGCAGGCACCUCUGGGCUCCUGUCCUCGGCCAGGGUCCUUGGCAGUCACUCCUAUGCCACUUUGCUUUCUUUGGUGGCUUUGCGAUGGCAGCCCCUCCCUCCUGAGACUUGUACCACUCAUUAAGGACGACAGCCUCUGUCUUCAGCACCUGCUUCUCCACCUCACCACUGGAUGACAGAGACAGGAGCACAGGGGACACCGAGGGGGCAGGACCUUGCCCCAUCCAAGAUCUGGAGCAGUCACACCAAGUGACGGGUCCUGUGUGGAGACCCACAUGCUACCUGAGAAAACCACCGAAGGCUCGGGGCCUAGACCUUUCAAGCCAGGAGGUUCAGGGUCUGUCUAGCUGAGGCCAGACCAAGAGGAAGAGGGUCUUGGGACCAUCACAUGCAGUGUGUUAGCCUCCACUCACCAUGAUUGGAAACAGCACAGAAGACACAUGUUCAUGGCACAGGCCUUGUCAGAGCCCCUGGGAGAAUUGUUGCCCUAGAAGAGAAGCCAGCCAGAGGCAUGGCGGUACUUGGUGGUGUCAGAACUGGCUGCACAUCCAGUAGUUUUUAAGGCCUCAGCUGUCAGAUACUUGCAUCCAAAGCCUGCCUGCCUGUGGGUCUGGUCAGCAUGUAGACCCUUAGCUGAGAUCCAAAGGUAGUAGCAGAGUUGGUCUCUGGACUGUUACUGGAGAUAAAUGUGGUGACCCCUAGGCCCCAAGGCGGGUGUGGUCACAUCUGGGGUAGACAGAGUAGCCUUUCCCUUGAUGGGAGGUUAUUGUAAGAUGACACCAAACAAAACUGCUGGGGCGACCACUCACAUCUGAGAAGCCAGGGAGGAGGACUGGCUCUGCACAGCACCCCAGCACUGCAGCUUAUGUUGCUGACUGGCCAGGCUGUUAGGUUUUCUGGCCUGCUCCCUCUGAUCAGCAGUGAUGGGUGGAGGGAUCCCCAAGAGAGGGAGCCUGAGCAGCUCUUCUGUGGCCUGUGAACUUGAGGGGCCCACUGUGGUGGUCCAGACCCGGGGGACUGGCAGGGUCAUGCAGCUGCCCACUUGUGUCCAGUGAGAAAGCUGUGACAUGGUGUUAGCUUGGUAGCACUCUGGGGCCUGGGCUGUCUGUGAGCACCAUGUAGGGUGCUAGUAGGGGUUCCUCUGGUCCAAGAGCAUAGAGUGUAUGCGUACAUACGCUAGCAGAAGAGAGCAGCGAUGGCCAGAGCUCUGCUUUUGCCGCCUAUAAGUCAUCUGGGUUAGUUGUGUAAAGGGCAUGGCCGAAGUUUGCACAGAAGUGUGAGCUGGUAGGAAGGGCUCACACCCCAGCUGGUGGCAGACCAGCAUGGCAGUGCUCCCUGGUGUCUAGAAACCUGGCUGUGGGGUAUCCCCUUUUUCUCAGCCUAAGGUCUCAAGUGUAACAUCCAAGCCCACUGACAGGUCCACAGCCCUCAGACUCCCACCUUUGAAAGCCUCAGGGGCUUCAUGAGGACUGCUAGUCAUGUCACUCAGGGGAGGGGGAAGGCAGACCCUUGGCAGCCUCCUGGUUGAUAGCCUCUUGUAUCCUCAAGGAGUAUGUAGAAGGUACUGUGGGGACACACUCAGCAACACCAAGGUCAUAGCAACCAGGAUACCUGCUCUCCAGCCUCCCUGGUGGCACUGGCCUCUGUACCACAUGGAGGAAGUAGCAUGUGGUCAGUGGUCUGCAGCAGCCACAGCCAUGACCGCACAUGCCACAGACCAGUUUUGUAAAACACCAUCUAUUGCUGUUGACACUCCCCACCUGGGAUAUAUCUAAACGCCACUGUUCCCAGUUGUCGCCAAAAAGGGGCUCACCUAUCCACCACAGCCAGCAAGCUUCUGAGACCUGACAUUGUCCUGCUUCCGAGUGCCUGGGGACUCUCCCCAGUAUACCCUGGCCAUGCUGUCAGUUCAGUUCCAGGCUGAGCUGCCUCUUGAACAUGUAGCUCUUGUCAUCUGGGAAGCCGCUGUCAACCAUCGUGGCUGGAACCCUAGCUUUGAGAUGGGCCCUCGGCCAGCAACCCUUGGGCCUCCCGGAGAGCUAAACAUCCCAGGCAGUCUGGCUGCCUCCUGGGCUGUGCAGGGUCCUGUGCUGGACUUGUGGUGGAACACAGUUAUUAGAAAGGCCUCAGCACGGGGGAGCUCCCCAGGCACUCGGAACAAAACUAUUUAGUUCCUUUGUGAACUGGACACAGGACAACUUUAUCAACUUAUUAAGUUGGAGCACUGUAAUAGAUAGCUCUUGCUGAUUUUAGCAACGGUUAAGUGUGUGUUAAACACACGGUGUUACAUUUUAUGAGGAAAACAGAUUAUAAAGAAGAGUACUGUCACACAUGACUUCAUUUUUUAUUAGGUGGGUGUUUAUGUCUGUUUACCCAGAGCCCUUGGGCUUUGUCUGUUCUGUCACAUGCCAGGCCAUGGUGUCACUGCACCCUGUGCAGGCUUCGGUGUCUGUGACCUGACUCCUUCCCGUCAAGUCGGUGCCUCCCCUGCCUCUACUGCUCUGUUAUGCUGUGGUUGACUCAAUAAACAUUAUCCUUACAGA